GUUGGCCUUGGCGGACGACUAUGACAGCCUCGGCCGAACUCCCUCCCAGAGAAUCUACGAGCUUGUGCAGUUCAAAACCACAGAGGAGAAGCGGACUGGAAACAAAUUGAACGCCGAGGAGCUUUUCAAUGCUUGGACACGCAUGGUGAAAAACCCUGAAUCCAAGCUUGUGGAAAAGGUCAGCGCGACGUUUGUCGAGUACGCUUUGCUGGUACACGACCGGCUGUUGAGUGACUCGGAUUUGCGAGAGGUUGUGAGGGAUAUCGACGGUCGCUAUGCCCAAGCAACCCCACUGACCGUGCAGAGCCUGCGCGAGAUCGUUCGAAUCGGGAAGAACAAGAAGUACAUCGGCUGGGCAAUGUGCACACUCAGAGAUCUUCUGGAUUCGGCGGUUUUCUCUUGGCGAGACCUUGGAAGCCGUUCCCUUGCCGGGCCGCCGCGACAGCGCGGGCUCCUCGAUCUGUGGAACAUGAAGCUUGACCUCUUGGAUCAUCUGACCGGUCCCUUCCUGACCGGUCUGAAGCUUUCGGAUGGCGAAGUGAAGGCACUCUUGGAUGCCUACGACUCUCACCAGACUUUUCGGUCCUCCCUGAAGAGUAAAUCCUGGCAAGGAGCUUUGAGCGAUGCUGCCCGGAAGCUGUCCGACCUUAUCAGUGGUGUGGUCUUUGGUGUUCAGCAAGAUGGGGUACUCAAGACGACGCUGAAGGGGACGGUUGACCCCAAGGAGUUCUUGAGUCAGUGCCCCUUGCUGCAAGCAACCAUGGGAGAGAUCACGGAUCUUGCCAAGAAAGCGGUGCUGGGGCACAGCGGCGAGAGGUUGGCAGGCCAGCCGCUGCCAGGGGAUGAAGCGCACGUGGCAGAUGAGGACUUCUCGUUGGAGGACCUGGUGGACAAAGAGCUGCUGCAGAAGGACGACGGGACCUUGCAGCAGUGGAAGGAGUUCGCGGCCAACUUGGUGGAUCAAUUCGUGACCAUCGUUUCAGACGACCUGAAAGUUGCGACCAUGGAUUGGGCAAAGGCUUCUUUCUCGGAUGCAAUCCUGACCAAGAUAGAUGGCCGAGCACUAUUCCUGUACGACGUCAAGAUCGCCGGAGAAGCCUCGUCGAAUCCGAACAGUCGGCCACCCAGCUUCAGAAACUCCCACCUGAAGCGCGGCGCCCAGACCUUUGUCUACUUGCGGGAAGACAAAGACCACCCCAAGGAUAUCAACCCGAAGGACGUGAUCCUUGUCUUGGAUGCAGGUAAGAGUGGAAACGAGACAGCCAUUGCAUCUUCCCUCAUUUGGACCGAUGGAAGCCACUUCAAGAAGGAUAAGAGUGUGUUCCACAUCGUUUACAGCGAGGACAGCCUGAAUGAACGGCGGGCCGUGACAAGAGGCAUUGUGCAGCAAGAUGAACGGAUGUACAUGUUCACUUCUUCGGAGGCAACAUGGAAGUCCCUUGGAUGA
This is a messenger RNA of Symbiodinium sp. CCMP2456, 1447 nucleotides long. NCBI's taxonomy places the organism in Eukaryota, Dinophyceae, Suessiales, Symbiodiniaceae. The record is from the annotation of a GenBank genome assembly.